This is a messenger RNA of Suncus etruscus (white-toothed pygmy shrew), 3099 nucleotides long. It is a transcript of the gene ZNF618, whose product is annotated as zinc finger protein 618. NCBI's taxonomy places the organism in Eukaryota, Metazoa, Chordata, Mammalia, Eulipotyphla, Soricidae. The coding region runs from base 16 to 2853 and encodes 945 amino acids. The record is from RefSeq and is a predicted model, not a curated record. The transcript is spliced from 15 exons.
CUUCCGCUCGGACCCAUGAACCAGCCCGGCGGCGCGGUGGCUCCGCAGGCUGACGGAGCCAGUACAGCUGGAAGGAAAAGCACUGCGAGCAGGGAGCGCUUGAAGAGAAGCCAGAAGAGCACCAAGGUGGAGGGGCCGGAGCCCGCCGUGACUGAGGCCUCCCUGAGUGCCGAGCAGGGGACCAUGACAGAGGUGAAGGUGAAGACGGAGCUGCCAGAUGACUACAUCCAGGAGGUGAUCUGGCAGGGUGAGGCCAAGGAGGAGAAUAAGGCUGUGAGCAAGGAUGGCACCGGGGACGUGCCUGCCGAGAUCUGUGUGGUCAUCGGGGGUGUGCGCAACCAGCAGACCCUGGGGUCCUACGAAUGCGGGAUCUGUGGCAAGAAGUACAAGUAUUACAACUGUUUUCAGACACAUGUGCGGGCACACCGAGACACAGAAGCCACAUCGGGGGAGGGAGCCAUCCAAGGCAACAAUUUCAGGUACACGUGUGACAUUUGCGGCAAGAAGUACAAGUAUUACAGCUGUUUCCAGGAGCACCGGGACCUACACGCUGUGGAUGUAUUCAGCGUGGAAGGGGCCCCCGAGAACCGGGCAGACCCCUUCGACCAAGGUGUGGUGGCCUCUGAUGAGGUGAAGGAGGAACCCCCGGAACCUUUCCAGAAAAUUGGGCCAAUGAACAGUAUUACAUCAGAAAUUUUUAAGAAGAAAGAAGUUAGGCAGUGCCAAAAGAGAGAAACCGGCAAUUACACAUGUGAAUUCUGCGGCAAGCAGUACAAGUACUACACGCCCUACCAGGAGCACGUGGCCUUACAUGCUCCCAUCAGUACCGCCCCCGGGUGGGAGCCAGCGGAGGAUGCAGACACGGGCUCUGAGUGCUCACAUCCAGAGGUCUCCCCGUCUCCACGCUUCGUGGCUGCCAAGACCCAGACGAACCAGUCGGGGAAAAAAGCUCCUCCGGCCUCCGUGGUGCGAUGCGCCACCCUCUUACACCGAACCCCUCCAGCCACCCAAACCCAGACGUUCCGCACUCCAAAUUCAGGAUCUCCAGCAAGCAAGGCGACCGCAGCAGAAAGCGCCUUCAGUCGGAGAGUCGAAGGCAAAGCACAAAACCACUUUGAAGAGACCAACAGCUCCCAGAACUCCAGCGAGCCCUACACGUGUGGUGCAUGUGGGAUCCAGUUCCAGUUCUACAACAAUCUGCUGGAGCACAUGCAGUCCCAUGCAGCAGACAACGAAAACAACAUUGCAUCCAACCAGUCCCGAUCACCACCCGCUGUUGUGGAAGAGAAGUGGAAACCCCAGGCUCAGAGGAACAGCACCAACAACACCUCUGCAGGCUGUCUGACAUUCAACAGCACCAUCCCCGAGAAGGAGCGACAGAACAUUGCCGAGAGGUUAUUACGGGUCAUGUGUGCUGCCGACCUAGGUGCCCUGAGCGUGGUGAGUGGCAAAGAGUUCCUGAAGCUGGCCCAGACACUGGUGGACAGCGGUGCCCGUUAUGGGGCCUUCUCCGUCACCGAGAUCCUGGGCAACUUCAACACGCUGGCACUCAAGCAACUGCCUCGCAUGUACAACCAGGUGAAGGUAAAAGUGACGUGUGCCUUGGGCAGCAACGCUUGCUUGGGCAUCGGCGUCACCUGCCACUCGCAGAGUGUGGGCCCCGACUCCUGCUAUAUCCUCACGGCCUACCAGGCCGAGGGCAACCACAUCAAGAGCUACGUGCUGGGCGUGAAGGGGGCUGACAUUCGUGACAGCGGCGACCUGGUGCACCACUGGGUACAGAACGUGCUGUCGGAGUUUGUCAUGUCGGAGAUCAGGACCGUGUACGUGACCGACUGCCGGGUGAGCACCUCGGCCUUCUCCAAGGCUGGCAUGUGCCUCCGAUGCUCGGCCUGUGCCUUGAACUCAGUGGUGCAGAGUGUGCUGAGCAAGCGGACGCUGCAGGCCCGCAGCAUGCAUGAGGUCAUCGAGCUGCUCAAUGUCUGCGAGGACCUGGCGGGCUCCACAGGCCUGGCCAAGGAGACCUUUGGGUCCCUGGAGGAGACCUCACCACCCCCUUGCUGGAACUCAGUGACAGACUCGCUGCUGUUGGUGCAUGAGCGCUACGAGCAGAUCUGCGAGUUCUACAGCCGUGCCAAGAAGAUGAACCUCAUCCAGAGCCUCAACAAGCACCUGCUCAGCAACUUGGCUGCCAUCCUGACUCCGGUGAAGCAGGCGGUCAUCGAGUUGAGCAACGAGAGCCAACCCACACUCCAGCUGGUGCUGCCCACCUACGUCCGGCUGGAGAAGCUGUUCACGGCCAAGGCCAACGAUGCUGGCACGGUCAGCAAGCUGUGCCACCUGUUCCUCGAGGCGUUGAAGGAGAACUUCAAGGUGCAUCCAGCUCACAAGGUGGCCAUGAUCCUGGACCCCCAGCAGAAGCUGCGGCCUGUGCCUCCCUACCAGCAUGAGGAGAUCAUAGGCAACGUCUGCGAGCUCAUCAACGAAGUCAAAGACUCCUGGAGCGAGGAGGCCGAUUUUGAACCCACUGCCAAGAAACCCCGCUCGGCUUCGUGUGGGGACAACCCCACAGCAGCUCAGGACGAUGAUCAGCUGGGGAAGAAUGAGGUGUAUGACUACCUGCAGGAGCCCCUCUUCCAGGCCACCCCUGAUCUCUUCCAGUACUGGUCCUGCGUGACCCAAAAGCACACAAAACUCGCCAAGCUCGCUUUCUGGCUCCUGGCAGUCCCAGCCGUGGGGGCCCGAAGUGGGUGUGUAAAUAUGUGUGAGCAAGCCCUCCUCAUCAAGAGGAGGAGGCUUCUCAGUCCCGAAGACAUGAACAAACUCAUGUUUCUGAAAUCCAACAUGCUUUAAAAAGACUUUGCAAGGGAAGGGAAAGUGGAAACAAAAGAAAAAAAGGCAAAACAAAAAUAUGGAAAGAAGAGAGAGAUGAGCAUCUUUAGGGGAAAAUGGAAAAAGACAAAAAAAUAGACAAAAGAUAAUAAAUCUCAACACUGUUGCAAACCAAGAAAAGGAAUUUCUAAGUUCUAAACACUGUGGACCUCAUUCUAAAUGCCCCCCCUGGAAACUUAAGUGCUUUUUUUCUCAGUAUGCGUGUGU